CAUACACAAGUGUUCAACCGGCGCGGCGUCAGUCGCUCUUAAAAGUCUUAAUUAGCCACCAGCGCGCCUCGUUCCUGCACCGCCCGCGCCCUAGCGUUUGCUUGCUCAUCUCGACUCACGACGCGCGUGCGCAUAUGGCCACCGUCUCCGGCACCGACCGCCUCCGCGACCUCCACGCCUUCGACGACACCAAGGCCGGCGUCAAGGGCCUCGUCGACGCCGGCGUCACCACCAUCCCCUACUUCUUCCGCCACCCGCCCGACCCACUCCCCGUCGCCUCGCCGUCCGAGGCCGCCGCGGCCAUCCCGCUCAUCGACCUCGCCAAGGCCGACGUCGACCGUGACCACGUCGUCUCACAGGUGACGGCGGCAGCCGAGACGGUCGGCUUCUUCCAGGUUGUCAACCAUGGCGUCGCCGGGGAGCUGAUGGAGGCGAUGCUCGCGGCGGUGCGGCGCUUCAACGAGGAGCCCCUGGAGGCGAAGGUGCCCUACUACACCAGGGACGUCGCCAGCAAGGUCCGGUUCAGCUCCAACUUCGACCUGUUCCGUUCGCCGGCGGCCAACUGGCGCGACACGUUGGUGAUCGAGAUGUGGCCGGAGCCGCCGUCGCCGGAGGAGAUCCCGCCGCCGUGCAGGGGCGUGUUGGAGGAGUACGCCGCGGCGGCGCGGCGGCUCGGGGAACGGCUGCUCGAGCUGCUGUCGGAGGGGCUGGGCCUCCCCGCGGGGUACCUCGGCCGCGAAGCCGGGUGCACGGACGGGCUGAGCGUGGCGGCGAACUACUACCCGGCGUGCCCGGAGCCGGAGGCGACGAUGGGCGCGACCAAGCACGCCGACCCCAGCUUCCUCACCGUGCUGCUGCAGGACACCUCCGGCGGCCUGCAGGCGCUGCUGGACCAGCCGCGGCGUCGGUGGGUGGACGUGCCCCCGGUGGCCGGCGCGCUGGUGGUGAACGUCGGCGACUUCCUCCAGCUGGUGUCGAACGACCGGCUCCGGAGCGUGGAGCACCGGGUGCUGCCCACCGGCGCUGCCGGGCCGGCUCGCGUGUCGGUGGCGUGCUUCUUCCGCGUCGAGUACGCGUCGACGAGGCCGUACGUCCCGGUCGUCGUCGGCGGCGGCGGGGCGCGGGCGGCGGCGGUGUACAGGGGCACGACGGCGGGGGAGUUCCUGGCGCACUUCAACGGCAAGGGGCUCGACGGGCGGUCGGCGCUGGACCACUUCAGGAUUCCGGCGGCGGCGUCGUCUCCUCCUCCUCCACUGUAGCUGGAUGGAUCGUUUCGGUGAUGUAGUCGGCGACUCGGCGUUUGGAUGGUGAUGGUCGUAGUCGUAUAUACUUGGCGAUUUGGGAACCAUUCAGCCGUUAUGUGUCAAUGCUUAAUUAAUUGGUGUGUUGGAAAAUAAACAUUUACAGAUAUACAUGUAUGCUCAGAUAUAUAGUGCGGUAAAACUAGAAAUUCGAAGUAAUAAAUUAAUGUUAUAUCUCUGUAUUUCAUGUGAUUUUGGGUUGCAAUACUACUCGUUUUGGGUGCAGUCAUUACAUUAA
Messenger RNA from Oryza sativa Japonica Group (Japanese rice), 1539 nucleotides. RefSeq names its product DIBOA-glucoside dioxygenase BX6. The record is from RefSeq and is a predicted model, not a curated record. Lineage: Eukaryota; Viridiplantae; Streptophyta; Magnoliopsida; Poales; Poaceae.